UAGUAGAAUUUGGUGACUUUCUUUGACAUUUUCUUUCUCUCUCUAGCAUAUAUAGUUAUAUGGCCUCCUCCCCUGAACAUAAUCCAGUUUUCGCCGCCGCCGACGAAGAUCUCGACGAAGAAGACGAAGACCUCGACGAGAGCGAAGAAGACGAUAAUCAUCUCCCUCCACACAACUCAAAACCAUCCCAUCCAGAUCUCCAUCGCGAUAACAAUAAUAACACCACUUCUCCAUCCAAUCACAAGGUAACCAUCGCCUUCGCCGGCGUUACAAACACUAUGCCCACUCCUCCCUCCGCCUCCGCCUCCGCCGCCAAGCAACCUGUCCCCAUUUCUGUAAUUUCCAUGGAUUCCACGCCAGAUCCCAAACGCCCUAAGAUCGAAACGGUGACAAUCGAUGAAGAAGAGAAGGUAAAACCGCUACCUAUACUAGACGAAAGACGGUUGUUCCAGCGACUAUGGACAGAUGAAGACGAGAUCGAGCUUUUACAAGGGUUUCUUAACUACAGUUCGCAGCGUGGAUUUGUGGUCGGAAAUUCUUCUUCUUCUUCGUCACAUCAUCAUGAUACUUCCGUGUUCUAUGAUCAGAUAAAGAGUAAGCUACAACUCGAUUUCAAUAAGAAUCAACUAGUGGAUAAGCUCAGGCGUUUGAAGAAGAAGUAUAGGAACGUUGUGAGCAAGAUCGGUACGGGAAAAGUUCAAACAUUUAAGAGUACCCAUGAUGAAGCAACUUUCGAGAUCUCUCGUCGGAUCUGGAGAGGGGAUGGCGUUCAAUAUCCUGUUGGAGGAGGAGGUGGGUUUGAAGAAGAGGAAGAAGAAGAGACGAAUCUGAAUCAAACUCCUAAUAAUGGAAUUGAUUUGAAUAGUGCAGAGAAGAAGAGUUCGGUGGUGGGUAGGUCUAGAAAACGAUCGAGAUCUGUGAACAUUGAGGAAAAUGAAACAAUUCCUCAAUUCCAUCAUCGACAACAUUCAGAUCCAGAUCCGGGUGCAAUGAAAUUGGAUUCUGGGUCUUCUACAAAGAUGGAAGAGAAGUGGAGGAAUCAAAGGAUUUUGGAGUUGGAAGUGUAUUCUAAACGUCUAGAAUUGGUUCAAGAUCAGAUUAAGUCUGCAUUAGUUGGGUUGAGAUCAGUUGGUAGUUCAGUUCAUCCUUGAAUAUGGUUCUUUCUUCUUCUUCUUCUUCUUCAAUAAUGGUGGGUGGUGGGUGGUGGGUGCUUUUCAUUUUCUGCAUUUCUUAGUUAGCUAGCUAGUUAAUUGUUCAAGCUUUUCUUACUUCUUCAAUGGUGGGUGGUUGUUUCAUUAUGAUGGUUAUUGCUUCUUAGAUAGUAGAUACACAUUAUUAUGCUUAAUUGUUCUGUUAUGUUCUAAGAACUACUCAUUCUAAUAUUAUAUAUUUAUAUCUUAAAUCUUCAUCUGAAAUCUGAAUC
Molecule: messenger RNA, 1423 nt
Organism: Impatiens glandulifera
Lineage: Eukaryota; Viridiplantae; Streptophyta; Magnoliopsida; Ericales; Balsaminaceae
Product: probable transcription factor At3g04930
Exons: 1
Coding region: 60-1151 (363 amino acids)
Biological process (GO): regulation of DNA-templated transcription
Cellular component (GO): nucleus
Source: RefSeq, a predicted model, not a curated record